Messenger RNA from Podarcis lilfordi (Lilford's wall lizard), 2533 nucleotides. Lineage: Eukaryota; Metazoa; Chordata; Lepidosauria; Squamata; Lacertidae. The record is from the annotation of a GenBank genome assembly.
AUGCUGAUGGCAAAUCCCACAAGUCAUUUUAAAAAAGAGAGAGAGAGAGAGAGAGAGAGAGAGAGAGAGAAAUGGGUAAGAAAUAUGGACAUGUGGCAGGAAGAUGCCUGGAAGCUCCAGAAGGGGCAUAUAAAAGACUAUGGAAGAUACGCUACAUUAUUAUUAGUUAUUUGAUUUCCUACCUGCCCUUCACCAUAAGGUCUCAGGGCAGGUUAUGGCAAUUUAAAAAUACAGUACUAAAAACAAAUUACAGCCCCAAGAACGGACUCAUGGGUUUUCUGAGAUGGGGUAGAAAAGUCCUGUGGCAUUUUAGAGCCUAACAAUUAAUCCUAAACCCCUUAAAAGCCUUUGUUGCUUUGCUGCAACGGAUCAACAAAGCUACCCCACCCCCGACCUUGUAGUAGAGGUAAUAAAACUACAUUUCCCAUAAUGCCUUUCUUUACUCUUCAACUCCACCUUCUUCCUUCCUGCCUUUUAUAAUCCAGUUUAUGCAAGGGGUCUUAUAGCAGAACUUCCAAGCUGACCGGCACUCUCCUUCCCGAAGCAUGGUCUGACUUAUAAUUGGUGGUACGUAUAGGGUCUGCAAAUGGAGGCAAGGGGAGCCCGGACUCCUGGGUUCCUUUAGAAUCGGGAGGGGGGGGGCACAUUGUGUGAAGGCAGAAAGCUAGGAAGUCAGUGCUCACUAGACUAGAGGCUGGAUUCCUGGGCAGGAGCCAGUACCAGCCACACAGAUGUGUCCAGCUCCUCCAGGGAAAUAACAGAUUUCCUCUCUUCAAUUCAGUUUGCCGCUAUGUGGCGAGGAGAAUAGCAGCAUCGCUGCGCAACGAGGAUCUGGGGGAGCCUGUGUUGGCGUGCAAGAAUGGGGUGUGCCCGCUGGGUAAGUGACCCCCCCACCCUACCCUGUCUCCCUGCCAGCCGUAAUCUUCUGGAAGAUCCCCCUUCCAGGAAAUGCGGCCUCUGCUUAAGCCCCUUCCUUAAACCACCCCCUAAAAAAAGAAUCACAAAACCUUUUAUGUAAAUCCCUUAAUCUUUGUCUCAAUUGGCCCCCGCCCCCCCUGCAACGAAACCCAAAACACAUGUGGCUUCAUCUGCUGCUCUCAAUGACUCCUUCCCCCUGCAGCCACCCCCGUUGCUUUUCGCAUUGUCAAUUUUAUUUUUCGUUUGUUGUCCAAAAUCUUCCCAGACAAGACCUUCUUUCAUAAUCAUAGUCUUGCUUGGGGUUGGGGAAUGCAAGUGCUUUUCAUGCCUUACUAUGAGGCAGAGUGUGGCAGUUGCCACAGGCAGCAGAUUCCAUCUUAUUUACUAAAGGUGUUUAAAUAUGGCUUAAAUUACCGAAGUCUCUAAGCAAUGCACAUAAAAGUUAUUUUUUUAAAAAAUAGCGUUCCAACUGAUCAUCAAAACAGAAAAUGUCAGCUGUAGGAGAAAGGUAUUUUUCAGUCCUGGAACAGCUCAGUCGGUAGUGCACGAGGAGACUCUUAAUCUCUAGGUCGUGGGUUUGAGCCCCACACUGGGCAAAAUAUCUCUCCAUUGCAGGGGGUUUGACUAGACAACCUUCGUGGUCCCUUCCAACUCUAUUCUAUGAUUCUAAGGUACCUGAAAGAAGAAGAUGUCUUUGCCAGGCGUUCAAUGGGAAGGGGGCCUGUAUACUCUCAGCUGGGAGGCAGCUCCACAGAAUCGGGCAAAUACAGGUGAAACUCGAAAAAUUAGAAUAUUGUGGGAAAGUUUGUUUAUUUCAGUAAUCCAACUUAAAAGGUGAAACUUUUAUAUGAUAUUGACUUAUGACAUGCAAAGCGAGAUAUGCUUCUACUUCUCAGAGGUCCAAUCUUGCUCGAUUUGCAAUCCUUGUUUUGCUGAUUUCAUUGAAUAUUCUAAUUUUCUGAGAUUGUUAAUUUGGGGUUUUCAUCAGCUGUACGCCAUGAUCAUCACAAUGAUAACAAAGAAAGGCUUGACAUAUCUCACUUAGCAUGUCAUGAGCCUAUCUCAUAUAUUAGUUUCACCUUUGAAGUUGAAUUACUGAAAACAAUGAACUUUUCCACAAUAUUUUUAAUUUUUCGAGUUUCACCUGUAAUACUUAAUGCAGUGCUUCUGGUGGAAAUGAGCCACGCAUCUGAGCCAUCGGGGGCCACCAGCAGCAACUCCUCUGAAGAUCUCAGUGAUUUGGGCAGGGAUAUGGGCACAAAUCUUGGAGGAUAGGGAGAGGCAGCAUGGUGUUGGACGACAGCUCUGUCCAUCUCCAGGUAUCUUGUUAUCAUUCUCCUGGCAUUGCCAAAGAUCAAGUAGAUCAGGGACGAGAAGCCUGUGGCCCUCCAGAAGUUGUUGGACUACAGCUCCCAUCAUCCCUGGGGCUGAAGAGAGCUGGUAGUCCAAAACGUUUGGAGGGAGGAACCAGGUUAGUAGUUCUGGAUUAGCCUUUGCUAACAGUGAAGAUCAGGCAUUAAUAUCAGCAUUCUUGACAGCCUGGGCAGCAUCCACAUAUCUUAUUGUUGUCUUUUCUUAUAGGCAAGCAAAAAAGCACAAUGCCGCCAUCUACUAG